Molecule: messenger RNA, 4701 nt
Organism: Xenopus tropicalis (tropical clawed frog)
Lineage: Eukaryota; Metazoa; Chordata; Amphibia; Anura; Pipidae
Gene: proser2
Product: proline and serine rich 2
Exons: 4
Coding region: 309-2540 (743 amino acids)
Source: RefSeq, a predicted model, not a curated record
UUGUUCAUAUCAGGGCCUCAAGAUGGAUGUCAUUUAACUAAAUAUACAGCUGACGGGUCAUGAUGGAGGGUUUAUGGGAUAUAAAUCACCAGCAGUAGGCUUAAAGGGACACCAGCGCUAACGUAAAUGUUGGUGUGUUAGGAAAGCACACUUGGUAACAUUCAUUGUUGUUAAUGUAGACAUUUCCGCAACCUGAAUUUCAGACAUGAUUUGUAGUUCUCAUUAAGGCUAUGAUUUAUGCUUGUAAAAAAUUUACAAGCCAGCCUUCUCUUCUUGAGGACUAUUUACAGAAGCUCAUUUUUUGAACAAUGCCAAGCAACCUAAUAAAACUGAGCUCCUCAGAAAUGGAACCUGACUUCCACAGCCGCACGUUUAGUGACUCUGAAAGAAGCGGAAGUUUCAAUAGUCAGGGAAGUCGGCAUUCCAGAUCUCGAAGUUCUAACUUGGAUGAUGAGAACCUCAAAUAUUUAACCAGUGAAGAGAAGAAUGCCCUCCUGUUUUUUGAGGAAACCUUGGAUGCCUUUGAGGAUGAUAUAGAAGAGCCACCAGGUUCCCAGGAUAAUCAUUUUGGAUACUAUUCAAUAUCAACAGAAGGAAGUCACUCAGAAAAUGAGGAUAUCAUAGACCUAGUCCAGGCUGAAGAGAAUCUAGAACUGCACACUCUGCCAAAUUCACAAAGUAUAGAGGAAGCUAAGGAUGUAAAACAGACACAAAUGAACACAAGUGUUCCAAUGGCUCUAAUCCAUACAGCUUCACCUGUAACUAUCCCACCAAUGGCCUCUCCAAAGGGAAUAUCUGAAUUUCCUGAAUUCCCCAUAGAGCACAAAAAACUUCUUGGUGCAAUCCCAACUCCUGUUGUAAUAGCUAAAAAGAUUUCAGAGAAGAAUUCAGACAAUUUAAGUGCCUCGCCUUUACCACCAAGUGAGGGGAAACCAACUGAAUUAAAAAGGAGUGUUGCAACAUCACCUAUUGGUGAAGGACAUUUCAUGUUUACUGGCCCACCCAACUCUAAACAUAAUAAUUUCCCAAACAACAUAAGUAUCAAACAAGUUGGAAAACAGUAUAAUAAAACCAUUGCCAAGGCAGCUGUCAAUGUACAAGAGCGAAAGGCUAAAGUAUUGGCCAACAUUAGUGGACCAUCUUCUUUUGAUGAUGAAACAGAUCGAGUCAAUUAUGAUCGGCUAAGCAGGAAGACCUCAUUUCGGGACGUGACUACGGAACAAGCUAGAUAUGAAGCACUGACCAAAUUAGGCCUAGUUAAAGAAACAACAGUGCAGGCUGGUAUACCUACUUCUCCAGUCUCAAAUGGUCCCAUCUCUCCUAAAUUCUUACUACAAGACUCUCACAAGAGAUAUUCACAUGAAUCACCGUAUAUUAGCAAUAGCAUCAAGAAUGAGCCUAUUCCCUUUGCACAUAGUAAAAUCUUACCACAUGAUUCUCCCAAUAGAUAUCUUAAUGAAAAUCAAAAUAUCAGUAGUGUAAAGAGUGAACCUAGUCCCCUUGAAACUUCCAAAAGCUUACAACAUGAGUAUACAAGAUUAUCCAUUGAAAAACAAAAUACCAGCAAUAUGUUAAAAACUGAGCCUAGUCUCGCUACAUCACCCAAGAGCUUACCAUAUGAAUAUUCAAGGAGUGAGAAUCAAAAUGUCUUCAGUAGUAUAAAAAGUGGGCCUAUAUCUCCCAGGAAUGUAGCUCAUGACAUUCCCAGAACCUAUUCAAGUGAAAACCAAAAUAUUAGUAGCUUUAAAAGUGGGCCUACAUCUCCCAGGAAUGUAGCCCAUGACAUGCACAGAACCUAUUUAAAUGAAGCCCAAAAUAGCAGUAGCAUUAAAAGUGGGCCUGUAACUCCCAGGAAUGUAGCCCAUGACAUUCCCAGAACAUAUUCAAAUGAAAACCAAAAUAGCAGUAGCUAUAAAAGUGGCCCUACGUCUCCCAGGAAUGUAGCCCAUGACAUGCACAGAACCUAUUUAAAUGAAGCCCAAAAUAACAGUAGCUUAAAAAGUGAGUCUAAUCCCUAUAUAACUACCAAGAGUUUACCGCAAGAAGCUCCCAGAAGAUAUUCAAAUGACAAUCAAAAUAGCAGUAGCAUAAAAAGUGAGCCUAAUACCUAUGUACCUCAAAAGAGUUUACCACAUGAAGCUCCCAGAAGAUUUUCAAAUGAAAAUCAAAAUAUCAUAAAUAGUGGAAGAAAAGAUUCUAGUUACUCUAUACCCCCAAAGAGUUUCCCUCCAGAAUCUAACAGUAUCAGUUAUAUUUUAAAGAGUGAGCCAAGUCCCUUUGUACCCAUAGGGAAAACUGUUAUUUUUAAAGGUGAAGCAUUAUCUCCUGAAAAGAACAUCCAACCUAUUGCUCCCCAGGACAAUAAUGAGAAGAAAAAUUCAAUUCUUCAUCAGGACAUUCGAAGAUCUUACUCUACGCCAAGACCUACAGGGUUCCGGCCUCAGGGUAUUACAGUGCAGUUCUCAGGGCGUGAUGCAUCUGAGGAAACACGAAAGGAUGCUCUACGUAAACUUGGACUCUUGAAAGAGAAGUCAUUCUGAAACUGUGAUUCUGAUUUUCAACAUGGCAGGAUUUAGCAGGCACUGUCCAGAAAAUCAGUGGCUUUGGUUUGAGUGUCUGGUAGAAUUUAUAUAUUAUUAUGUUUCACUUCUUCUCAUUGUUUUUACUGAAAUGUAAGGGACAGUGUAGAAUGUGUAGAACAGAAAUAUGUCUACUCUUCAAUUCCAAAGAUGAGUUUCAGAAUCAAAGGCAUUGACUGUAAAUUUAGCACAGUAUCGGGUCAUAAGGCCACAACUAUAUUUUUGUAUUUGUCUGUUUUUUCUUAAUGAAUACAAAAAUAUGACAUAUGUUUGCAAGAUGCACUGCAUCAAAUAUAAAUGUGUAUAUUGGGGGCUUUCCAUCUCCCUUACAUCUAAAUCAAAGCGUAAAUCAAUACAAUAUCAAUACAAAUCAAUACAAUUUUACAGAGGGUGCCAUUAGAAGGGGCAACUAUAUGUAUUUCAAAGAAUAAUGCUGUGAUUAUAAAAUGUUUAUACAAUGUUUAUGUAUGUUUAUUUGUAGCCAACUUGUACAUAAAAUAUUUUUAUGCAUAUUUUUCUUUUUGUAAGGACAAUGUAACCCAUGAGACCCUUUCCAACAACUGCAGAUUUCUAUUUGCACUGCACUUAUAUUGGUGUUGAUUAAGAUUUAAAAUAUUCAUAAAAAAAUCUGAGAUGUUAUUUGUGUUGGGUAAUACUGCCCAGAAAUGCACAGGUUUGUUCUUGCUGUCAGGCUGCACUUUUAAGAGUAUGUCGGUUUAAAGGAAAGCGUCUUGGGUUUCAUGUUUUGAUGAUUGAGAUGCUACUGAUACAUGACAAUGCAGAUACUGGAAUGUUUUGCUAUGCUACUGACUACAGUACAUUUAAGCAACUGCUACAGGGCUGUUCUGUAAGAUUUGCCAUUAAUAUUACAAAGCCAACUAUGAGAUGACAGAUUCCUGUCAGUUUCUAGGGCUUGGCAACAUAAAGGGUAAGCAGUGUUUGCCAAUAUAGACUAAAAAACGCAAGCAUGCUGACAUAAAACCAUAGAUUUCUUUACCAAAUGAUGUUUUGUUUUGCACUGCAAUCAUAUUUAAUACAUAAUGCAUCAAACCUAAUAGUCACUCAGUCUACCUCUGAUUUUCAGUAAAACUGUUUUAUAAUAUAAUAUACAAAUCUGACCUGUGUGAUAUUUAAGGAAAAUCAACUUACCUAGAGCUGAAUGUCCUUUUAAAGAAGAUUUAGCAAAGAGCAAGUUUCUUCACAAACUAAGAGCCAAACACAGACUGCGAUACUUGCACUACUUUACAGUGACAAAACCAGAAGUUCAGAGUCAACAGUAGUUAGCCAAUGCUCAGUCUACCUCAAAUCCACCUUUCUUUGCUUAAAAUUGUCAUUCAUUUGGAAAUCUUUUUAUUAGGAUUAAGAUAUAAAUACUGCUUGAUGCAAAUUAAAUGGACUCUAAUUUAUCAGUAUAUUCUUCUAUAGUGGGCUACUAGUCGAUCUGAGAACCUUAGGUAUAAAACCCUUGUAUUCAACAUGUAUGCAAUUUUCCAAUUACUGUACUGCAGAAAUUUUUCUAGAAACACUGAGAUGCUGGAAAGCUUACCCUUUCCCUUUGGGUACAUUUUCUAUAUGCACCAUUUGUCUGGGUGCCUUGAACCAUAACAGUGUGUGAAAAUUGAUAAACAUAUAAUCCUUAAAAUUAUAAUUUUUGAGAGCUGUGUGACCAUCAACCAGGGACAAAGACCUGUUAUUUUGGGGUUGGCUUUUUUUUUUUUUUUUUUAGUAUCUACAGUAUAUACAUUUGUUCAUAAGUAAUCUUAUAACUUCUCAGCAAAUAAACUGGCCUUCAGGCUGGGUCCCUAUCUAACCGAACUGCCAUUCCACAGUCUUAUAACUUAGGAUGUUAUUAAUUUUACACGUCUAAAACAGAAUAAUGGGUAUGGGGGCAGAACCUAAUUCUUAACAUAAUAUUCGAAAUGAGGGAUCUCCCGGGAAACCAACCCCAAGAAUUAAACUGAAAUGUCCAAGAUGAUUACAAUUUGUAUUUGUGAUGUCAUUGUUUAUGUCAUACUGUCUGUUACAAUAACUAUUUAUGUUCAUAUUAAUAAAUACCAUGUAUCAUAUCAUGUUCCGUGUUUAACUGCUGUUGCAUUUAAUAAACCAUGUUAAAUAAUGACAA